Molecule: messenger RNA, 711 nt
Organism: Ceratosolen solmsi marchali
Lineage: Eukaryota; Metazoa; Arthropoda; Insecta; Hymenoptera; Agaonidae
Exons: 4
Coding region: 1-711 (236 amino acids)
Source: RefSeq, a predicted model, not a curated record
AUGUCUAGUACUACUACUACUACCAACCUUGCAAUGUCCAUGUUAUUAUUGUGCUUUCUGUUUAUACCCAUUUAUAGUAUCCCCGCACAAAUCAAUGAAAGAAGCAGAUAUUCUCCAUUGAACCGACAAAAACGAACCUUUGGUUUGGGAUUAUUUGGAUCACGUGAUUGGCCGUCCUUUCAUAAAACCUUGAGAUUGCCCACUUUUUCAACAAUACCAACUUUUCUGCACUUUUUUGACGAGGAGGAAUUGUACGGUAAUCUCAUGAAAAAAAUCUCAGAUUUGGAAAUCGGCCAGGAGCGUAUCAUCAAUUAUUUUCAACAAUUGAAUGCCAAUAAGAAUGCAAAUCCAUGCGAGACCACGUCAACGAGCACGAUUAAGUCGUCAUUGUCUAACGUCCCAGAGCCCGACGUCGACAUCCUCUACCGGGAGCCGAUGACCAUUGCCACCUCCACCGCUGACGUAACCAUUACCAGCAGCAGCAUGACGGAGCCUGCAACCGAGUUGUCGAGCGUCGAGACGAGCGCGGAGACGAGCGCCGGGACGAGUGCAGAGACGAGCGCGGAGACGAGCGCCGAGACGAGCAUCGAGACGUCAAAGGAUGAGGAUGAGGAGGUCGCCGAACUGGAUAUCGCGACAGUGCCUCCUGCUCUCGAGGACAUCAUGCGCGUUCAUGAUGACGAUAUGACGGAAAAGAACGAAGUUCUGUAA